This is a messenger RNA of Psylliodes chrysocephalus, 1732 nucleotides long. NCBI's taxonomy places the organism in Eukaryota, Metazoa, Arthropoda, Insecta, Coleoptera, Chrysomelidae. The record is from the annotation of a GenBank genome assembly.
UCUGAACACCUUUAGCUAUAAGUCGGUGAUUACGUCAUAAUAUCAAAGAAUUAAUGAAGUGUUAACGUGUUAUGAUGUUAACGUGACGUUAAAGUAACGUGUUACGUGGUGACUUAUGCUCAAAAACCCGCUAGAAAGUGCUCAAAUAAUGACUGUCCAAAAUUUGGAUCAGCUGGACUCCAAAAAAGGCGAAACUAUGCAAAAUAUAAGUGAUAAAGCCAGUAAUGAUGCUCAGCAAUCUGGAAAGAACGGACAUAUUAGUUUUAGUGUAGCUUCAUUGCUAGCAGAUACAAGGCCGAUAAAAUCAAUUAGUCCCAAUUCUUCUACUAUACCUUCUUCUAGUCCUACUCAUCAAUCUUCUGAUGAUGAGUACGACUCGAAUCAAGAAGAUUCUAUUGUAGACGUAGAAGACUUGCAAUCAGAUAAAAACGGGGACUCCCCAUCUAAAGAAACUGACUUUUUAGAGCAGAGAAACAGGGAAAGAGACUUUUCUAAAGAAGCAUUGUUGAGUUCUGGUCAAGGACCUAUAAGACCAACUCCGUUUUCGGCCUUGGCUGCUGCUGUAUAUCAAGCGGCACAUCCUAAUUGGCCACAUCAGGCUAUUGUAAAUCCUUUUGGUCCAGGGCCUAUGUUUCAGAACACCGGGCCUUUCGGGGUGCCUAAUAUGAAUGCAGUUGAUUCAAAUGGUGAACCACCAAAACUGAAAUGUAAUUUACGGAAGCAUAAACCAAAUAGAAAACCUAGGACUCCGUUCACUACCCAACAGUUACUAGCUUUAGAAAAAAAAUUCCGUGACAAGCAGUACCUUAGUAUAGCAGAAAGAGCAGAAUUUUCUAGUUCGCUAAGGCUUACUGAAACCCAAGUGAAAAUCUGGUUUCAAAAUCGUCGAGCUAAAGCGAAACGUCUUCAAGAGGCAGAACUGGAAAAAUUAAAAAUGGCUUCUCUUUCUCGCCACCCCCAUGCUCUGUACCCCCAUCCCGCCCUACAGGGCUACUUUUCCCCAGGGACGCACCCUCUGGCGUCUCUACUGGGUGCCAGACCACCGAUGGGCCCCUUCGGACUCAAUCCCCAGCAUCCGCCCCCCCACAUGGCGUCUCCACAGGGGAAUAUCAGGUCGCCGAGCCCGCAUAUGAACUAAGAAAAUGUAGGGUAGUAGUGAGAAAAAUGUUUUGAGUGCUCAUUCUCAUGAUAUAUAAUUAUUUUGUUCAUUCAAUGUUCUUCCUUAUAGACGUUUGUGUAAACAAAUCAAAUAUGAAUAUGAUUUAUAAUGCGGGAAAAUUUAUAAUUGUGGCAACAAAAAGGUCUAAAUGUAGAUAUUUUGUUGGCCUAUUACCUAAUUUUUUAAUUAAUGUUACCUCUAUUUCGUGUGAUUUUAGUUUAAUAUUAUCUGUUUGUUUUUCAUCAAUUAAAUUAAAACUCUUGUUAUUGUAGGCAUUACAAUUUUAUGUUGGUAUAAUUAUUAAUGACUUUUUACUUUCAUUCACAUCAUAAAACUAAAUCGAAGAAUAUGAGAAUUUAUUGAUAAAUUUUGUGGCAUAAAACAAGACUGUGGAAUUGUAUAAAUCAUGGUAUACAUGAUUUCCACUUUUUAAUUUAAAUGUGUUACUAUCGUUAGUAAUACAAAGUUGGUUAAAUGAAAAAGUGUUGUUGUUGUGAAAUCCAAAAUAUCAAGGUGGUUUCUGAGAUGUUCUACAAAAUACAGUUUAGUCCAAUUUUUUAUUUCACUUCAGUG